GUCGUUGCUUCCUGACCAUCACUUCAUCGGCCAGCCAUGGUGCUCACCGCGCAGAGCACCUCUGCCGCUGGGGCAGCUGCCUCCUCGUCAUCACAGCCGCAAGCUCGACCGGAGGAUCAGCUGCGAAUCGAGAUGCUGGGCGCGGGCAAUGAGGUGGGACGAAGUUGCUGCGUCCUCACCUACAAGGGCAAGACGGUUGUAUGCGAUGCCGGAGUGCAUCCGGCUUACUCUGGUAUCGCGGCGCUGCCCUUCAUCGAUGAGCUCGACUGGAGUACUGUAGAUGCUCUUCUCAUCACGCAGUGAGUGCCGCGAUCCACUAAAUGGGUAAUCUGCCAACUUGUCGCUGACUGACAGCCAUUAUGCCGCUCGCUCAGCUUCCAUCUCGACCACGCCGCCGCCCUCACCUACAUCAUGGAGAAGACCAAUUUCAAAGAAGGGCGCGGCAAAGUCUACAUGACCCACCCGACAAAGGCAGUCUACCGCUUCCUCAUGUCCGACUUUGUCCGAAUCUCCAACGCAGGCAACGAUGACAACCUCUUCGACGAGGGUGAAAUGCUCGCCUCCUGGCGACAGAUCGAGGCAGUCGACUUCCACCAAGACGUUUCCGUCGGAGGAGGGCUACGCUUCACUCCUUACCAUGCGGGACAUGUGCUGGGCGCAUGCAUGUUCCUCAUUGAGAUCGCGGGGCUACGCAUCCUCUAUACCGGCGACUUCAGUCGAGAGGAAGAUCGUCAUCUCGUUCAAGCGGAGGUACCGCCUGUUCGACCCGACGUGCUCAUCUGCGAGAGCACCUACGGCGUGCAGUCCCUCGAGCCGCGCAUAGACAAGGAGCAGAGAUUCACCCAAAUGGUACAAAGCAUCGUCUCUCGCGGCGGGCGAGUCCUCCUGCCCGUCUUUGUUCUCGGUAGAGCGCAGGAGCUCCUCUUGUUGCUCGACGAGUUCUGGUCGGCACAUCCCGAGCUGCAGAAGAUACCCAUCUACUACGCCUCUUCGCUUGCAAGGAAGUGUAUCAGCAUCUACCAGACGUACAUUCAUACUAUGAAUGACCAUAUCAGGUCAAGAUUCAACAGGCGAGACAACCCCUUCGUGUUCAAGCAUGUCAGCAACUUGAAGUCGCUGGACAAGUUUGAGGACAAGGGCCCCUGCGUGAUGAUGGCCUCCCCCGGUUUCAUGCAAAGCGGCGUGUCCCGCGAGCUUCUCGAGCGUUGGGCUCCCGAUCGUCGCAACGGUCUAAUCGUGACCGGCUACUCCAUCGAAGGCACCAUGGCGCGCAAUAUCCUCAAUGAGCCCGACGAGAUUAUCUCCGUACAGGGCCAAAAGAUUCCCCGUCGCAUGUCCAUCGACUACAUUUCCUUCUCUGCUCACGUCGAUUACGCCCAGAACUCCAAGUUCAUCGACGAGAUCAAGGCGCAACACGUCGUGCUUGUGCACGGUGAGGCCACGGCGAUGGCUAGGUUGAGGGCGGCGCUGCAGAGCAAGUACUCUGAGCGUAGUGAGGAUGUCAAAAUUCACACGCCAAGGAAUUGUGAGCCCCUCCGGCUGCAAUUCAAGGCCGAGCGGCUCGCCAAGGCCGUGGGCUCUAUCGCGGAGAAACCUCCCAAGGCUGGCAGCACGCUCAAAGGCUUGCUGGUGAGCAAGGAUUUCGCAUACACCAUCUUGGACCCAAAGGACCUGGCGGAGUUCACUGGCCUCAAUACCAGCACCAUCAUCCAGCGACAACGCGUAGCCCUCAACGUCGGGUGGGACAUGGUGCGCUGGCACCUCGAGGGGAUGUACGGCUCCGUACAGGAGGGGGUCGACGUCGAGGGCAGGAGGACGAUGCGCGUCAUGACUGCAUUGGAUGUCAAGCAGUCCGGCGUGCACGAGCUGUUGCUCGAAUGGGUGGCGAGCGUCAACAAUGAUAUGGUGGCGGAUUCGGCAUUGGCGCUCUUGUUGGGGAUCGACUCAAGUCCCGCGACGGUCAAGAUGACUACGAGGCCUUGUGGACAUUCGCAUGGGCAUGAGGGGCAGGGCAAGGGGGACGCAGCGGAGGAGGCGAAGGAGGAAGAGGAGACGGUGGAGACGGUGGAGAAGCAUCCGCACGCAGAUAAGGUGAUCAAGGAUGCAGAGGAGGCGGCGACUGCCAAGCGUGCUGAGCGGGCGAUGAAUGUGGCGUCCUUCCUCGAGGCGUACUACGGCGACGUGGAGGAGAUUCAGAUUGGUGGCAGCCAAGACACCAGCAUGAGCGAGGACGAGAAGGCAGAGACGAAGAGCGAAGAGGACGUCAAGGCCGAGCAAGAAAAUGGCGACUCUGUCGCCGAAGCAAACGGCGACGCUAAGAUGGGCGAAGGCGAGCAGCAAGUCAACGGCAACGGAGAAGUAGAGACCUCACCCGCGACCACCACCUCCGCAGCAGAGCCGGCCGCCUCCGCGCCCACACCUCCCCCUCCCUCUCUCGAAUCCACCAUCCCCGGCCCCUCGCGUCAAGCGCUUCGCGUCCGACUCGACGACAAGGUCGCCAUUGUGGACCUGGAGGACGCCCUCUCCUCCUCCUCCACCACCGCCGCGACGUCAGCGCACCUCUCCGUCUACUCCCGCAGCGAAGCCCUGCGUCGUCGCGUGCUCCACCUCGUGGCGCUGGCAGACAGAGCGGCAACUUCUGCCGCGGACACGUUUAGGAUGGAUGAGCCGAUGUGCUCUGAGCUCUUCCUCGGGGUGCAUAGCAGGCCGGUGGAGCCUGGUGAGGCAGAUGAUGAGGAGCGGGGCAUUGAAGGAGCGGAGGGAAAGAAAAGGGCAAGGAUCAUGGCGUAGACUGGAUGAUAUUGUGAGAGAGAGAGGAGGGGAAGGAGCGCACCCGUGAUCGUGACUUUGU
Jaminaea rosea is the source of this 2851-nucleotide messenger RNA. RefSeq lists its product as hypothetical. The coding region runs from base 412 to 2790 and encodes 792 amino acids. NCBI's taxonomy places the organism in Eukaryota, Fungi, Basidiomycota, Exobasidiomycetes, Microstromatales. The transcript has 2 exons. Gene Ontology annotation, biological process: mRNA 3'-end processing by stem-loop binding and cleavage. Gene Ontology annotation, molecular function: 5'-3' exonuclease activity; RNA binding; RNA endonuclease activity. The record is from RefSeq and is a predicted model, not a curated record. Gene Ontology annotation, cellular component: mRNA cleavage and polyadenylation specificity factor complex.